Molecule: messenger RNA, 2058 nt
Organism: Pyricularia grisea
Lineage: Eukaryota; Fungi; Ascomycota; Sordariomycetes; Magnaporthales; Pyriculariaceae
Exons: 1
Coding region: 1-2058 (685 amino acids)
Cellular component (GO): mating projection tip
Source: RefSeq, a predicted model, not a curated record
AUGAAGAUCCCGGAUUUGCCCAAAGGUUUGAAAUGUGUUUCUAUGGGCACAAAAUUUGCCUUCAAACCGCGGCCGCUGCAUCAGGUGCACAAAAGUCAACCAGCUCCCUACCUUGGUCUCAGAUCUAGACUGUCUCAGAUCUGGCUCAAUUGUUGGACAGCAUUGUUCAUCCUCGUGCUGGCUCGGCUUGUUAUGCUCAUCUCUGGUCUAAACGACAACAUCACUGAUGCGAAGGAAAAGGCACUCUCUGCUUGCACAAAGGUCGAAGAUAUAGGUAGCGCUAUGGCGUCUAUGCCGCACUACCUCUCGCACGGAGUCAACAAACUGGCUGUAGAAAGUAUUUCCCGCGAGGUCAGCGGCACGGUGAAUAUGCUCCUCUUGGUUCUCACAAUCGUCGAAAACAUCAUUUACUUCGCCAUCAACUUUCAUAUUGGAACGUAUGUCUGCCUCAUCGCCGCCUUUAUUCACGGUGCCUUCGACGUUGGCAUUGAUGCCGCGGACGCCAUGGCUGAGCAAAUGAGCAACGCCAUCGGCAAGAUUACCGAAGGCCUCAACGACGAGGUCAACAAGUUUCAAAGCACCAUCAACGAUUUAGUAAGCAAACUCAACAAAGGGACCAGCCUCGGCGGUCUCCUAGGCAGCGAUUCUGCUACCGUGCCCAAGUUAGAUAUCUCUGGUAGCCUGGGUGAUCUGAAGAGCAUCCACAUCGACAGUGGCGAUUUCGUACGUAGCCUUAAAGACAUGAAAGAAAAGACUCCGACUUUCGACGACGUGCAAAACUUCACCAAACGUACCAUCGCCGUUCCUUUUGAUCUCGCGAGGAAGGAACUCAACGAAAGCUCUGGCGCGUGGGUGCCGCCAGAUGAUAUGUUCCCUUUGGCACCAAAACAGUCGUUGUCGUUCUGCUCCGGCAAUACAGCUGUCGCCGACUUUUUCAACGGGCUAUAUAGGAUCGUGCAUCGUACCCAAAUCGUGUUGCUCGUGAUCAUGCCGAUCCUCGCCUCGCUUGCAUGCAUCCUUAUGGCGGUGCUAGAAACCAAACGGUACUAUAGCCAAAAGAAACUUGCUCAACAGAUGCUCGAUGGGGAGUACGACGCUAUGGAUGCUCUUUACCAAGGAUCUCGUCCACUCUCGUCUGCCUUGGGCUUGUGGAUCGGAAGCAAGCUGAAGCGGAGCGAUCGUAAGUAUCUUGCUAGGUGGGCCUGGGCCUAUGUGACAUCGGCGCCUGCGCUUUUUGUGUUUUGGCUGGCAGUCGCUGGCAUGCUUUCCUGUCUUUGCCAGCUUAUCAUUCUUCGGCUGGUAAAGAAGGAGGCGCCUGCGCUGAUCAACAGGGUGGGCGAUUUUGCCAAGGACGUGGUGAGCACCCUCGAUGAAGUGUCGACCAGGUGGGCCACCGACGCGAACGAGGUUCUGGUCAAGCAUACCAACGAGAUCAACACCAAGCUCCUCAGCAACGUAAAGACGGCAACUUCAGCAGUCAAUAACACACUCAGUACUUUCCAGACCGAGAUGAACAAGCGAUUGGACGACGUCUUCGAAGGCACUGUACUGCAUAACGUCGUCAAGGACGUGGUUCGAUGUCUGCUGGGGCUCAAGAUCGAGGCGGUCGAAAACGGAAUAAAGUGGGUCAACGAACAAGCACAUUUUUCCUUCCCGCUCUUCCCCCGAGAUUUGUUCAGCUCUGGGGCGCAGCAAUCAAUCUUGGGCGAUUCGAACAUGACUUCAUUUCUCUCAAGCCCAUCCACUGUAACGACCGAUGAGAUCUCUGCGGCUGUGUACCAGGUCAUCGACCGCCUGCGAAAUGGAAUGAUCCGUGACGCACUCAUCUCGGUCGGCUUGCUGCUGGUAUACCUUGUCUUUGUGCUGGUGGGUGUGAUUCGCUUACUAUUCAACAUCAAGGGACCCACAGGACCCGUUGGCAGUACUACAGCCAACACAUGCAAUACCGAUUUCACGAUUGAGACUUUGCAGCACAAGUACGAGGAGCCAGCAGCUAGUGCACCAAGAGACCCCACCACAAGCCCACACAGACUAGCCCCGCGGACAACGGUCUCGUGA